Messenger RNA from Tilletiaria anomala UBC 951, 3648 nucleotides. RefSeq lists its product as uncharacterized. Bases 215 to 3595 code for a protein of 1126 amino acids. Lineage: Eukaryota; Fungi; Basidiomycota; Exobasidiomycetes; Georgefischeriales; Tilletiariaceae. The transcript has 2 exons. The record is from RefSeq and is a predicted model, not a curated record.
ACUGAAAGCCGGCCAAGAGUGUGUCGGACGCCUGAGCUGAUGCCGCCUGAAUUCAUUCCAUCGCAAUCUCAACGUACUCUCGUCCCGCUCCUCGGACGAACACCUUUCUGCUUCAUCGUGUCACCCUUUUCCGUGUUCGGUGCUGGCCACCAGGGUACACCAUCUCACCCUUUAUGAACAUUCAGGAUCCGGUCAAUCUUUUCCAAAGCGCAACAUGAUUCACAGAUCAGCUGGCAAUGCCCACGGGGCCGCCAUGCUCGGCGCUGUCCCGUCCCACGCGAUGGAGCACUUGCCCGCCAGCGGUCACCAGCAGCACACCCCAGAAAAACAGAGGCAUUACCCUCUCGUCUCCCCCUCACGAUGGAAGUCUUUUCCACGUCCUUCGAGCAGAGGCCAGUCCAGUGUGCCACCCACGCCUUCCUUCUCGGAGCAGCAGCAGCUCGUGCAGAACCACUGUCCCGCAUCCACAGCGCCGCCCAGCUUGAGCACUAGCACUAGCACCUCCACUUCCCAUCCGUUCUCUAUAACGGCUUCGCGUCGCCGCAAUCGCCAUCGAUUAAGUGUCACGCGCUUCUCUAUAUCUGGAGGUAGCUAUGGCGCGGGGGUUCCCGCAAGCGGCCCGCACGGAUCCUCCGCAGAAGAAGUUACCACUUCCCCCGUACCCGACUUCGAAAGCAUGCUGGUGAACGACGACCUUGUUAUUCGCGCUGAACUCGAUGAUGCUACCUAUGUGUCACCGUCGCCCUCGCAGCAGACUCCGGUGGGCAUUAUCAUGGCAACCUCAGUCGUUCAGACGGAAGAAUACGUUGACAAUGCGUCUUUGCGUAGUGAUCUGCAGCAAAGCCAUCGCUCUCGGAUGGAGAUGAGGGCAGACGUUCGACACCACCAACCCGUCCCUCUGGAGAAGCUGACAGUUGCUCAGAUGGUGAUACACGACGCUGGGUGGCAACCGGACCUGAGCAGGGAGAAAGCACUUCCCCAAACGCGUGAACCUUCGCUUGGACCGCCCCAGCAUCAGAAUCACCAACAGAGCACCCAGGCGCAAUCAUUGCAGCGUCGCGAGCUGUCCUCAUUACUCGCUGCCGCUCCUGUGCGCCUGGGUGGCACUGAAAUGUCAACGUCGAUGGGCUUCACGCUCGACGCACUUGAUCGCAUGACCGAGGAUGAUGCAGCUAGGAGGCAUGAAAAGAGCAGCAUGGUUGGCAAGGCGCGCAAGCUGUUCGGGCGCCAGUCGCCGCAUUUUGCGGGUGCUGGCGGUGGUGAGGGCGGCGGCGUGGCAUCCGCGGCCGAAGCAGCGAGAGCAGCCGUAUCCACGCCCGAUUUGCACGGCCUCUUGAGUGGCGCCUUCCUGCCUGAUGACAAAGGCAACGGCUCCAUUCUUCAAGAGCAAGCUCCCGCUGCUAGAUCCGCAAGUCGGACGUCAAAUCUCUUCAAAAUACCCCCCUCAGUCAUCACGGAACGGAACGAUCAACAUGUCUACGUGCCGGCGUUAGCAGUUUCGCCGGGGUCGACGUCGUCCUCUCCACAGUUCAUGCACAGCCCACAGCAGUUCACAGCAGCAUCGGUAUCCAGCUUGAGCCUCUCGAAGGGCUCGCACCAGCAUGCACCACAGUUCACAGCGCAGCAAUGCCCUAGCAUGCAAGGCGCGAGACGCCAGUACGCCAACGACCUGACUUCCACCAACACGGUCAGCUCCGAUGGAGUUAGCGACUGGGUUAUGCUGUCGUUUGAUGCUCUCAGUGAGACCGGCUCCUCUCUAUGGCCGCAUGCUCAUCAGCGCUCUCAGCUCCAGAUGUACAAGGUGGGUCGCAUUGAGAGCGACAGCACAUCGAGCAUGCCGAUCGGAUUCGGCGCAGCAGCAUACCAACCCUCUUCCAGUCAGGGCCACUAUGUCGCUGGAUGGAGAAGCGACGCAGAGAGCGAUUUCCUGCACUUUAGCCGUCCGCAACCGCCGCCAAGCUACGUACCGCAUGCCCACAAGGAAGUUGCGGAGCGCACAGAGAUGCGAGGUGCCGCUGGGACGGGAGGCAGCAAUGCCGGCAACGCAGGUGCGCAUAGUGCCGGGCCGGCUUCAGGCCCCGACUCAAAACCCGAAUUGUCAAAGCGUGGCGGUAGGCUGAGGAAGAUUAAGUCUUCCCUUGGCUUGAAGAUCUCAUCGGAUAAAUCGGCUGUCGAAGAUGAAGCUCGUGCUCCCGAUGCAUCUUUGUUCCGCGCCCUACCUGCGCGCGUGGAAACGCCGAUGGGUGCAGAUGGAUCGCGAGACAAGCACCGAGAACGCUCCAGAACGCUGGUUGGAAAGUAUCCUACUCGCAACAAGUCUGUCGAGAGCCUGCGCCAGCUGUCACAGCGCCAGCAAGCGUCAGCGUACUUCGGGAACUUUCCGUACAGCAGCAAAUCUGCCGGCGCAGAAGCACAUCUCCGGGCCGAAGACGGCGAGGCAAAAGAGCAGCAGAUCUCUCCGACCUCGCCCGCCUUGACGCCCCAGUCUGUGCCGGCGGGCCGUUCGGCCUCACGAUCGACGAUGGCGUCGUCGGAUCACUCGAUGGCCAUACCAGCCGGCAGCAGCGUCGAUUCGUUCCGCAUAGCAGGGCACAAUUGCGUGCUGCACAGCCCUCGAGACUCGUCCUACUCAACAUCGGCCUAUCCAUCUGAAGCGCACCAGCGGGGGUCUGCUGCCGCUACCGCGGCCUCGUCGCCCCACGCUGGAUAUCUCUCGCUGAGUGUCACGGAGGAUGAUGGCAAGGAGAUCAUCACAUCUCCCAUCGUCUUCACGGGCACGAACGGCAGCGGAAUGUCAUACUACCCGCCAUCUAGAUCCCACUCCACCUCGCGCUCGCGACGUCAGCGCAUGGAAGUUAACGAUGACGAGCCGCGCAUGCCGAGUGUGCAACAUGACUCCCCAGAGAUGGAUCUGCAGCCUUUGCCUCCACCCGCAGCUGCUCUAGUGGGCGCGCCGUUCGCAGGACUUCUGAGCAGUGUCCACUCGACAAAGAAACAGCCAAACGAUGCAGGCGUCGCAUUGAGACCUGUCAGCGAUAGGGACGCAGCCAUACGAAACGAGCUGUUCCAUGAACGCAUGGGCAGCGAGGAGUUGUCGCAGAGGUGGAAGGUGAUCAACGAGACUACAACUCAUCAGACCAGCACGACAAGGGCCGCUUUAGCUGCGCUCGAGGGGUGUGCAUGGCGGCGGACGUCGAUGUCCGUCAGCCACAUUCCAUCCAACUGGGACCAGGACCUUUUAGAGACGCGGUCGACGUUGAUGAGCAUCACUGCGUUCCGUAGCAGCGCGCGCGCACGCGUGCGCAUGACGCUCCUCUCCUGCGAGACUCAUGCGGCCAAGACGGGGACGAUGGAGAGCAAAGGGGGGUUUGUGCUCGUCGACAGCGAUGGGUACGUCAUGUACGUGCUUAAGAAGAGCAAGGGGAUCCUGUCUGGGCGCACGAAAAUUGUGGCGCACCGUGGAUUCGCGGACGGGGUGAGUGCGGUCGAAGGAGAGGCAGACUUGGACCAUAGCAAGCACACUGAAAUGGCGAAUGCUUCCAUUCCGAAAGCCUGCCUUGAUGCAGUCUCGCAUGUCAAACUUCCGCGGAUAUAGGAGCUGCACUCUGCAGCGACUCAAGGCGAACUCCUCCUCGGCCCCGGCAGAUC